AUGGAAGAAGAAGACGGAGACGCGUCUACGCCGUUUUGGCUUCAAUCACGCCGCAACAACACUUACUUCCGCCGCACCGCAAGUCUCGGCGGACGCGCAACCACCGUAGCCACUCAAGUACUCUUCGUCGGAGCAGCUGCGAUCCUCAUAGUCUUCUUCAUUAUCCCUCCUUUCGUUUCCUCUGUUUCACAGAUUUUCCGGCCUCAUUUGGUCCGCAAAAGCUGGGAUUACCUCAACUUCGUCCUCGUUCUCUUCGCCGUCAUCUGCGGUUUCCUCAGCCGCAACACCGGUAACGAUGAAACCACUCAUGACAAGGAAGACAUUACUAAAAACAAUGAGGUAACUAAUGGAUACAGUUACAACAAAUUCUCGAGCUCAAGUGUAUCUAACGGUCUUGCCACCACGCCGCGUUAUUGGAUCGACGAUCGUGGCGUCAGCGGCGGUGGAGGAGAUCAGUAUGCAGAUCAGACGGUGUACAAGAGGUUCACUAGAUUACGGAGUAGUAGCUCGUAUCCAGAUCUGAGGGCUCGAGAAUUUGAAUCCGAUGAACGGUGGAGAUUUUACGAUGAUACGUGUGUAAGCGAAUGCCGUUACGGAGCGUCAGAUCCGAUCGAUCGAAACCAAAGUUACAGAAACUGGCGUGAGGCUAAGCCGGAGGAAGAUGUAGAUCGAACAGACGGCGGCGACGGAAAAGGAAAGGUCCAUAUCGGCGGUUCUGACACUGAUAAAGUUGAGGUCGUUGCGCCGGCGACAGUUGAAGUAGUGGAAGAGCUAACCGCGCCUCCUAAUCCACCGCCACCGCCAUCACUGUCUCCGCCGUCUAAGCCAGCGAAGAGGAGGACAAAGAGAGUGUACCAAGAUGUUGUUCCAAAGGAAGAUAAGAAGGAGAGAGCUGAUUUUGCGGCGGCGAUGACGCCGGUUCCACCUCCGGCGAUCGUGUAUCAAAAGAGUAGUAAACAGGAGAAGAAGAAAAACGGAGCAACUAAGGAAUUUCUGAUCGCAUUACGGAGAAAGAAGAAGAAGCAGAGGCAACAGAGCAUCGACGGUCUCGAUUUACUCUUCGGCUCCGAUCCUUAUUCAAUGCCACAACAAUCACCGCCGCAUCCUCCUCCUCCGCCACCUCCACCACCUUUCUUCCAGGGACUCUUCUCGUCAAAGAAAGGCAAAAGCAAGAGAACCUAUUCAAUUCCACCACCGCCUCCUCCUCCGCCUCCACCUGAACGGAAAUUCGAACAACGCGCAUCAGUAACGAAGAUUCGCAAAUCUCCGCUUGAAUCACGCACAUCUAAACCCAAUCCACCGCCAGCUAAAGUUACCCAAUUCGUAGGCACUGGAAGCGAAUCGCCAUUGAUGCCGAUCCCGCCGCCUCCUCCUCCGCCGCCGUUUAAAAUGCCUGCUUGGAAGUUCGUGAAGCGUGGAGAUUACGUCAGGAUGGCUAGCAACAUCAGCAUAAGCUCAGACGAUGAUUCCGACGUACCUCAAUCAGCCGACGGUAAGCCCGCCGGUAAUCUGUUCUGUCCGAGCCCCGACGUAGAUACUAAAGCCGAUGAUUUCAUCGCGAGGUUCAGAGCUGGACUCAAACUGGAGAAGAUAAACUCAGCGAAACGAGGAAGAUCAAAUUUAGGACCCGAACCCGGACCCGACGAAUCCGAAUCUUAA
Messenger RNA from Microthlaspi erraticum, 1659 nucleotides. Lineage: Eukaryota; Viridiplantae; Streptophyta; Magnoliopsida; Brassicales; Brassicaceae. The record is from the annotation of a GenBank genome assembly.